Arachis stenosperma is the source of this 996-nucleotide messenger RNA. RefSeq lists its product as uncharacterized. The record is from RefSeq and is a predicted model, not a curated record. The transcript is spliced from 4 exons. The coding region runs from base 1 to 996 and encodes 331 amino acids. Gene Ontology annotation, biological process: telomere maintenance; DNA repair. Lineage: Eukaryota; Viridiplantae; Streptophyta; Magnoliopsida; Fabales; Fabaceae. Gene Ontology annotation, molecular function: DNA helicase activity.
AUGUUAAACAAAUUUUGCUUUGAAGCACUCGACAAGUGCUUUAAGGAUGUUCUUCAUUUUGAUCAUGGAUAUAAUCCCAAUACUCUGUUUGGUAGAAAAGUUGUUGUUUUGGGAAGUGAUUUACGUCAGAUAUUGCCUGUAAUUCCUCGUGGUUCCUGGGAGGAGAUUGUUCAUGCAUGUGAUGGGUUAUUUGGAGACAGUAUUGAUGGCGAAUCGGUGAUUAGAAUACCAGACAACUUGCUAUUGGAUAUUGAGUCUCCGGGUCUCCACGAUUUAGUGUUGUUUGUUUAUCCUGACAUUUUACUCCAUACUUCUAGUGUGGAUUAUUUUAAGGACAUGAGUAUAUUGGCACCAACACUUGAUAUUGUUACUAAAGUUAAUAAUCAUGUGAUGUCUUUGAUCCCUGGCAAUGAAAGGGUUUACCUGAGCUCUGACACACUGCUUAAUGAAGAUGGUCACUUAGAAUCUGAAUUAUACACAAUGAGCAUAAAGUCGUUGAAUGUAUUGAAUUGUUCUGGAAUUCCUCAACACAGGUUAGUUCAUAAAAUUGGUGUUCCUAUCAUGCUUCUUCGCAAUAUUGACCAAUCUAAUGGACUAUGCAAUGGUACGCGAAUGCAAGUUAGGCGACUUGGUGAUCAUGUCAUUGAGUGCGUCAUAUUAGCAAAUCUUUUCGAUUACGCUUUGCUUUGCAAUGACCUUAAAAACUCCCAGGGACGAACACUGUCAACUAUUGACGUAUAUCUUCCAAGACCUGUUUUCACUCAUGGUCAGCUUUAUGUUGCACUCUCUCGGGUCAACAGUUAUUCUGGUCUGAAGGUGUUGUUUGCAUUCCGUCUCCUUAAGACUGUAGUUACUGCUUGCGAAUAUGCUAUUGUUGAAUAUUGCCACAACGGGAUUCCAUUAUUUAUGCUUAGAAGCCGUUGCUUUUAUAUCUCCGUGCUUGGCACGGGUCUUAAAACUAGUAGAUAUAGAGAUAAAGAUGUCUGCUCUUCUUGA